This is a messenger RNA of Camellia sinensis, 903 nucleotides long. The record is from RefSeq and is a predicted model, not a curated record. NCBI's taxonomy places the organism in Eukaryota, Viridiplantae, Streptophyta, Magnoliopsida, Ericales, Theaceae.
AUGGCCUCUUAUGUGAGUGUGAACCAACCAGAGCCAGACCUUAAGGGGAAUUCAGUGACCAUGAAAGUAAGCAGCGACAUGAUCAAGAAAAUGCAUGAAGAAGCAGAGAAGGUUUGGGUUCCAGAAUUGGUUAGAGUCAUGAAAGAAACAAAGGAACCUUUUAUAAAUGUCAUAUAUGAUUGUGAUCCUUUAGAACAAAUAUUUUGGGACAAUGUGGUAUUAGUUGGAGAUGCUGCUCAUCCAACAACCCCUCAUGGCUUAAGGAGCACAAACAUGACAAUAUUAGACGCGGCAGCUUUGGGCAAGUGCCUUGAGAAGUGGGGAGCAGAAAAUCUACAUUCUGCACUCGGAGAAUUUCAGUCUAUAAGGCUUCCAGUCACUUUGAAGCAAGUACUGCAUUCGCGGAAAUUGGGCCGCAUCAAACAAGGUUUAGUUGUUUCUGAUUGCAACCCUUUUGAUCCGAAGAUGGUGAGUCCUGAGGAAUGCGAAGUGCUUCAGCAGAAAAACAUGCCGUUCUUUGGUGAUGUUCCUUCAAUACUACUUGAGUAGACGAUAUCUUCCAUUUGCUUGUGAAUCCAAUCCUCCACCUUAUUUAUACACGAAUUGUGUCACAACCAAUAAUCAGCAUGAAUUGUGUGUGUUCUGUAAUCUGUGCUUGUAUAUAUCCAUGUAUGAUGAUAGACUGGAAUUGAAGAAUUUAGGAAUAUUUGUUUUUCUAGAUUAUAACACUGUAAUAGAUUGUCUGAAGUGGGUGAACUUUGUUUUCCUUGACUUCAGAUUAUAUGAAUUCUUUACACAUUCUGAUUUUUGUUUUUUUUGCUUUUUAGUUUUUGUUGUUGUUGGCGUUCAAUGCAAGGGCAUGAAUAUCUGGAUUCAAAUACCGGGAGAAAAAAAUGUUGAUUA